Molecule: messenger RNA, 988 nt
Organism: Trichomonas vaginalis G3
Lineage: Eukaryota; Parabasalia; Trichomonadida; Trichomonadidae
Product: protein of unknown function, DUF4106 family
Exons: 1
Source: RefSeq, a predicted model, not a curated record
AUGGAAGAAAUAGUUCAGCAACAACAGCUAGAAGAGCCUGAAGGAAACGAACAAGUCCUUCCUUUGGAAACUAACUUCACAGAACUAGAUGAAGAUUUGGAACAGCCGAAAAAUCUUGACCCUCAACAAGAGUAUGCGGAGAAUAUGGAAUAUUUCCAAGAGUCUAAAAAAAAUUCGGCUGACAUAGUAGAAGAAUAUCGAAAAAUGUUUGCCGACAUACAAAAGACUCCAACACCAGAUGAAAAUAUUCAGCAUAGAAUGGAAGCACUGAAAGAAAAUGUACACAAAUACAACAACCCUUUUUACUUACGAGCAUUUAACGUUCAAUCUUCGGAUGAACUCGGUGAAAAUAAAAGGUUAAAUUUCAAGAAAACAUAUAGAAAUGAAACAUUGUUUAAAGUUCAUUCAGAACCUAACCAAGAUGGAAACAAACCUACUUUUGUUUCUGCAGACGAUGGAACUACAAUGAGAUGGGGUCAUAAAGCUAAUCCGGAUAGGUGGUUCAUAAACUUACAACCACAAUUCCAAGAAGUUGUAGACGCAAUGGAAGUCAAUGGUGAACCAGAUAUAGCUGGUAUUUUCAGCGCGGCUUUAAUGCCAUUGAAAGAUAUGAAAGAUGCAGAUAUUUUGGACCAGUAUGAAAUGAACAUGGCUGAUGGAAAUAUAACACCUGACGUUCUAGAACAUUUAUCUCAAAGAACUACACAGAACCAUAAAGAUGGUAUAUUUGGUGAAGAGUUUAGAAAGAAAGUUAGGGAGAGAGAAGGAAGAGAACCUAUUGUACAUGACCUUGCAAACGAAAGUUUACAAAAUGUCAUAAAAACUUACUUUGCAGACGAUGAAUCGAGAAGGGAUGAAUAUUUAAGAAAACUCAAAUGGACAGUACCAAAUGAAAUGUUAGUAUUGAAAAACAUGUUCCUUGACAAAAUAAAACCAACUACAGAAAUAAACGACGCAAGACUGAAAGAUUGGGUAAAAGCUUUCCCAU